This is a messenger RNA of Thlaspi arvense, 1299 nucleotides long. The record is from the annotation of a GenBank genome assembly. Lineage: Eukaryota; Viridiplantae; Streptophyta; Magnoliopsida; Brassicales; Brassicaceae.
AUGUUGUUAACACUCUCUCCUAAAGCCCUAUCCUUUUCUUCGUUCACUCUGCACAAAUCGCAAAACCCUAGACGUAAAUCCCCAAAUCCAGGUCAAUUCCAGAGCUUCAGGUGGAGAUGUAGCCCCAUUUUCGUAAAAUCUGAGGUUCAGAUUGAAAGGGAUAUCGAAUUCGAGACGGGGGAGACGUUUUUCCGCCAUGAAAGCGCCAGAGGUCGUGACCUCGCCGUGCUCUCGGCUUCGCUCUACAAGAGAUCCAACGGAAGCUUACGGGUGCUCGACGCCAUGUGCGGGUGCGGAAUCAGGUCACUUCGUUAUCUUGUGGAGGCGGACGCCGAUUUUGUGAUGGCGAACGACGCAAACGAUGAUAAUCGGGGGGUAAUCACGGGCAAUCUGAGCAGAGUGGAGAGAGGCACAGGAGAGGAGAGGAGAUGGGUCGUGACGCAUAUGUUGGCUAACAAAGCGAUGAUAGAGCGAUACAUGGUCGCCGAUUUCUUCGAUUUGAUUGACAUCGAUUCGUUCGGGAGCGAAUCGGCUUUUCUGCGAGACGCGUUUAACGCUUUGAAAUUGGGUGGUUUGCUUUACUUGACUUCAACGGAUGGCUACUCCUCUGGUGGUCACAGGCCUUAUAAUUCCUUAGCAGCCUAUGGAGCAUUUAUUCGACCAAUGCCAUUUGGGAAUGAGAUUGGGCUAAGGAUGCUUAUAGGUGGAGCAGUGAGAGAAGCAGCUCUGCUUGGUUAUCAUGUUACGCCCCUUUUCUCAUACUAUUCUUAUCACGGUCCUGUGUUUAGAGUCUUGCUUCGGGUUCACCGUGGGAAGCUUCACGAGGACAGGAACUAUGGGUUUGUCACUUUCUGUCAUCUUUGCGGCCAUUCUCGUACAGUGAGAUGGGAUGAACUUGGUCUGAUGGGAUGUCCCUGCAGUGAUACAAAGGCUUCUUCUUCACUGGUGGUCUCAGGACCAAUGUGGCUUGGACCGCUUCAUGACGCACCGUAUGUUACUGAAAUGCUGGAACUGGCUAAGGAAUGGGGAUGGGUGAGUGAAGGCAGUGGGUUGGAUCUGGAGAAGCUUCUCAGCAUAAUGAUCGAAGAGAGCGAUCCAAGACUGCCUCCCGGAUACACCAUAAUGGAUCAGAUGGCGAGCCGUGCGAAGAUAAACUCACCUUCGUUGAAGAAGAUGACGAGUGCACUUGUUAAGGAGGGAUACGCUGUUAGUAGAUCUCAUAUUAUAUCCAAUGCUCUCAAAACAAAUUGCCCCAUGUCAAAUUUCAUUAGGAUUGCCAAGAAUGAAAUGCAGAGUUGA